Molecule: messenger RNA, 10332 nt
Organism: Maylandia zebra (zebra mbuna)
Lineage: Eukaryota; Metazoa; Chordata; Actinopteri; Cichliformes; Cichlidae
Source: RefSeq, a predicted model, not a curated record
CAAAGCUGUAGGUUGCAAGAAGUUCUUCGAGAGGAUAUAUUUGAGAACAUCAGAACAAAGGGAUUACAUACAUAUAAAGCACGCUUUCCAUUGCCAUCGAAGCGUUACACCCCUUCUCCUGCACCAGGGCCCCAACAGAGCCCCCUUCUGGGUGGGCUCCCAGGGAGCUUUUUACUGAUUGGACAGCAAGCUGCAUGCUUGCGGCUGGCUCAGCUGAACGCCCACCUUACUUUGACACAGAUAAAUAAUGCUGUUGCUGUUGGUGGUCGAACCAACACACACGCCCCAUUUAUACCCACAACACCCCCCUGCCCGACAGCUGCAGCCAUCAGUCUACUGAACCUUCUGAAGGUUGCUAACACCAUGUCCCAUCCCUUAUAUAACCCCUAUGCCUCUGGGAAUCAAAGUUCAGCCCAGGGGCGCUAUGGACAGUCCAGUAUGCAGGCAGAGAGAGACUCUCAUAAGACAUCUCCUCAUCUUGGGCCUGGGUCCAGCUUUAGCUCUUCUGGAGUUUCAUCUGCGACUCCUGCAAAAUCUGGGGGAAUAAUGAGCUACAGGCCAGAAGGGAGUAAGACUUCAAUGGAAGAGGACAUAAAGAGGUCCAUAGACAUGCAUAUAAGCAGAGCCAGAGAGGAGGUGAGAAAUCAGCCUGUAAAAAAGAACAGUCGUUUUACCAGCACUCAAAGAGAUGAGUAUGAUUCUUCAGGCAAAGAUGUGACUUCCUACAUGUUGUCCUCAAACUCUCAAAGACCUCCUGAUGUUGCAAGUAGCACUAGCUCCAUGGACUGGUUGCCAAGAUACAAACGGGAAACUGAGGAUGAUUCGUCUAAAUACUGUUCAUCAUCUGCUUCAUUGAGCUAUCAAAGCACUGGCGACAGUAGGUUUAAUGCCUCGAAUGAAAGAGAGCGCAAUGUGCAAUCAAUUCCAGGCUUAGGUGAUUAUGACUACCCAGUGCCAGACAAACCUGUGGGUUCUGCAGAGUCUACUCAUCCCAAGUACACUUCAGAAACAGCUGUGAACAUCCUUAUGCAGUUUGGACUUGAAAAAGAGGACCUGGAACAUCUGAUCUCAUAUCCCGAAGAUCAGAUGACUCCUGACAACCUGCCUUUUAUCUUACGACAAAUCCGCAUGGAAAAGGCAAAGAGAUCUGCAACAGCAGAUCCAUCAAAAUCCUACUAUGAUCCUCAUUCCACCACAAGUAUGAGUGGAAGGGAAAGGUUGAGUACUUCAAGAGGGGAAGGGAUGCGUCAGGAUGAAUUGUCACCUAUUGUCCAAUCAAGUAAAGUGAUUGAUUAUGGACAUACUGGAAAAUAUACUGGGAGCUUUGGGGAUGAAAUUGGAAGGAGCAGCAGUGGAGCCAGUAGUGGUGGAAGUGGAGGUACGCUGCUGAUGGGCUCCUAUGAUAGUAGCGGUCACAGUCGAGAACCACUGCAAAAAAGUAUGACAGAGGUGAAAAACAGCACCUUGGUUUCUUCCCGUGAUCAAGGCAGCUCUUUUACCAGUCAUGGCUCAAUGCGAAGUAGUGGUCCAGCUCAACAACUGCCAACACAACCAAACCAGCCUUCUCAAGAAAUCUUCAAAGGUUUCUCUCUGCCAAAGACAGACACAGACUUAAGACCUCUUAAAGCAGAAGUCACUAAAACCCUUCCGUUGAAAAAUCCAGAGCCAGAUCGCCAGUCAGCAUCAAAAAGCCAACUAACUCCUAAUAUAGUUCGUAGUGUGCAUCCAAGUCGACCUGGCCUUGUACUCAUUGGCAGCAGCAGCAGCGACAGUCACAUCAAAGAAAAGAGUAAGACUCACGGGCAAAUAUCAAAUGUUUCUGAGCAGAUGAACAAACAGCAAAUGCAGCAGAAGCAGGUACAACAGCAACAGGUGAAACAGACAAUGCAACAACCACCACCAAAGCAGCAGAUGCAGCAACAGUUGAAGCAACAACAGUCAAAGCAGCAGCAGACGCAGCAGCAGCAGACGGAGCAGCAGCAGAUGCAGCAGCAGACGCAACAACUGAAGCAGCAGACGCAACAACUGAAGCAGCAGACGCAACAACUGAAGCAGACGCAGCAGCAGCAGACGCAACAGCAGCAACUGGAGCAGCAGCAGACGCAACAACAAUUAAAGCAGCAGCAGCAGAUACAACAGCAGCAACUGAAGCAGCAGCAGCAGACGGCCCAGGUACCUAACCUGCCGAUUGGGUUGCAGCAGAUGCAGAAUCAGCCAGCUGUGCAUAUGGGACAAGCUUUGCAGUCUCAAGUUUUUUCGGCUGCAAAGCCAGUUCCACAGCCGUCCCUCAUGCCAGGGCUCACGAUGCCCGUUCCUCCGGGUCUCUCGCCGCUAAUGCAGAACCUCGUGAAUUUCAUUCAUAUACCGCAGCCCGCUUCCACCAAGCAGCUUCCAGCAAAGGUAGAAGUGACAGGGAAUAUCCCAGUGCUGGCCCAGAUGCAAGACUACACUGCCACUUCACCUAGGGUCUUUCCUCAUACCUGCUCUCUAUGUAACAAGGAAUGUACUCUGAUGAAGGAUUGGGUCUCCCACCAGAAUACCAGCCUUCACAUCGAGAACUGCAAACUUCUGCGAAAGCGAUACCCAGAAUGGAACGGUGAAAUUGCAUCACUGCCAGGUGCAUCAGGUGCCAAGCCCUCUCCCUCAACUUCUGCUGAGACUUCCCAGAAGAAAACCAGACAUGAGAGUCGUUCCCGUUCCUGCAGCCCCCGGAGCCAUCGUGACUCGGAGCGUAGCAGGGACAGGCAAAGUAGCCGUUCCCGCUCUCGCAGCCCCCGCACUCAUCGUGACUCGUUGCGAAGAAGAAAUAGACGAAGUAGCCGUUCCCGCUCCCGCAGCCAUCAUGACCCGGAGCGUAGCAGGGACAGACGAAGUAGCCGUUCCCGCUCCCGCAGCCAUCAUGACCCGGAGCGUAGCAGGGACAGACGAAGUUGCCGUUCCCGCUCCGGCAGUUCACGUCGCCUCCGUGACUUGGAGCGUAGGAGGGACAGACGAAUUAGUCAUUCCCGUUCCCGCUCUCGCAGCCCCCGCACUCAUCGUGACUCGGAGCGAAGAAGAAAUAGGCCAAGUAGCCGCUCUCGCAGCCCCCGCACUAAUUGUGACUCGGAGCGAAGAAGAGAUAGUCGAAGUUGCCGUUCCCGCUUCCGCUUCCGCUCCGGCAGCUCACGUCGCCGCCAUGAGUCGGAGCGUAGGAGGGACAGACGAAUUAGUCAUUCCCGUUCUCGAUCAUGCAGCCCCCGAAGGGAGAGACACAGAAGCCGAUCACGAUCUCCCUACAGCUCCAGACGUAAUCGCAGGUCCCGGUCUCAUUCUGACUCCUCAUGGUAUGACCGUCCUUCCUCUUCACGAUAUCGAUCACGCUCAAGGAGCCGUGAGAGGCGAUCCUUGCCGAAAAGAAGAGAUGAGAAACGUUCACCACCGAGGAGAAGCUGGGAGAGGCGGUCGUUGGCAAAGAGGUCAUCUCCUAUGCGAAAUAAGUCGAGCAGCUCGAAGAUCUUGGCAAAGAAACUGCUGGAAACAUCAGCUCUCCAGUCCUUAUCAAAACAGUCUGACCUGGAGACUGUCGUCAAAACUUUGGCUCCUGCCCUGCUGGCUGAGCUAGCCAAGAUGAAGUCGUCCCCAUCAACAUCAUCGUCCUCACGUUCUGCAUCUCCAGAAUCAGUUAAAGGGAGGCCUAGCACAGAGAAGACCAAGGCUGCUAAAUCUUCCCCUCCAACCAUGGUGAGGCUACAAGGGAUUGUCAGUAGUCUCUCUCACAGUGAAGUGAUUUCUGCUGUGGAGAAAUUUGGAAAAACCAAGUCAGUUGUUUUGUUUAGGUCAAGAUUACAGGCAGUUGUGUGUUUCGAGAAACAGGAAGAUGCUGAGAAACUGAAGAGCUUAAAGAACUUUGACAUAAAAGAAGUAACUGUCAGUGUUGUUAAUGAAAAGGAAAUUGCAUCCAAGAAAACCACAAAAACUAAACUGGAAACUACAGCAAAAGUCUCUGUUUCCAAAGCGAAAAACAUCUCAGCUGAGCAAAAAGCUAAAACUGUAAAAACUGGUGAUAAGGCUGAAGAAGCAGCUUCAAGCCUCGAAAAAUCUAAGAGUAAAUCUACGAAGAGUCCCGAAAAGCAGCCUAACACCAGUGAUUUGAAAGGAAAACGUAAACCCAAAGGGUCUCAAACCGGUGCUAAAGAAGCUGUGGUGGCACCUAAAAAUACAGCCAAUACUAUGAAGGCUGUUGAACCAAUUAAAGGUGCUGCAGUUGAUGGUGAGCCAAAAGUCUUGACUUCCAAAGCAGAAACGGCCUCAACGACGCAGAAAUCUAAAACAGCAGGAACUCUGAAAAAAGAAAAAGUGGAUCAUUCUAAAUCAACAACGUCAGAGGAUAAGCCUGAUGUAGAGACAAAACACAAGAAACCUGAAACAAAGAUUCAUGAAUCUGCGAUGGGGCCUAAAGGUGAAGCACGAAAAGCAUCAGCUUCUGAAAGGGAGGACCACACAGAAGUUGAAACUUCUACUGACGGCAAAGGUAAUCAGACGUCACCAACUAUAUCAAGUGAGAAUCAACUACCAACUAGUGCAGCUGAGACCAAGCCAAAUACAUCGCCACCAAAACCCACUGAUCCACCUCAGAAACCACAAACUGUCAUCAAAAGUCCAGAAGAUUCACUCAAAGCUUCAGAACAGACCGAGCAGAGCUCAGAUUCUGCUCUACAAGAAGAAACACAACAGCAGACUGCAGGAAAAUCACCUGAGAUUUCUGUGGAGGCAAAGCAAAGAGUUGAAAGUGUAGAAACGGUUACAAAGGACAAAGUCUCUGUGACUGCAAAGAAGAUCUCAAAGGAUCAGCCGGUCGCUCCUACCCACCCAACAUUUGAGGAACUGAUAGAAAAGCAACUAUGUCCAGAAAAAAUCCGUUGUCUCAAGACAGUCAGGCUUCCCCGUAAACAGAUUGUUUCGCUUAAUUACAAGGUGCUGUUAAUAAGCAACCUGCCUAAGUAUCGUGAUGGCUGUUAUGAAGAGGAGGACAUCGCCGAUCUGCUCACUCCACACAGAUUUGAAUAUUACGACGAUACGAUCUACGUUAUACCACAGGCGCGCAUGGCUUUUGCCCUCAUGCCGACAGCAGUGGCAGCCAAAAACAUCGUGCUAGCAUCAGAAAAUGAUCGUAAAUUUUUUCUCAAUGGGUCUAAACUUCGACUGCAGGUUGUGAAGUACAAGAAUUUAAUGACCCCGGUGCUUGAGUUUUAUACAUAUCUGAUGUAUCGGCUGUGUUAUGUUAAGAAGGGUUUCUCGAAUCAGGAAGUGACAGAUAUUGGAGCACGGACAAUCUACAUCAGGAACAUCUCACCAGGCGAGUCCCGGGAUCUCAGAGAAGCUUUGGGAAAAAUCGGUAUUGUAAGAAACUACCUGCCUCUUCUCAACAAGGUGUUAAUUGAAUUUGAGUCUGUGUGUGAUGCUGAUCGCCUUGGUGUUUGGUACAGCCUUCUAAAACGGGCCACUGGCCACAAAUUGUCAAGGGUGGAAAUACCACACAGUGGAUUUACAUCACUGCCACCAAGAUUGCCACACAAAGCUUUGCCAGACAGCGAUGUCGCUGUUGACGGGGCAGCUGUCCCAACAGAAGAUAUUACCAUCCCACAACCCAGCACUUCACCAUAUUGGAUCACAAUGACAACUAGUCCCUUUGUGUUCCCCACUGUCGCUCCUUGGUUCACAAUCCCAGAGUAUUUAACUGUCAGGGAACCUGAUGACAUUGAGAAAGCCCAAUCUCAAGGUUCUACGUUCUCCACGAUCAUGUUGACUGGUUUGCCAGAAGGAAACUACAGACAGGAGGAUGUCACCAAGCUGGUGUGGCGUUACUUCCCUGAUCAGACUGUUCAGACUCUGUACUACAACAUAAUCGUUUUAUCACUGCAGAGGAGGGCCUUUGUGUUUUUUAACAGCUGGGAUGCGUGCUGCGAUUUCGCCAGAGAUUACCUCAAAGAUCCAGUUACAGUUGGAGAGUGGAGACUAGGAAUCCACAUUGUUUUAAAAGACAUGCAUCCUGGUUCAAGUGAGGAGAGCAUGUACAGAAGCAUGAUGAAAUGGAGCAGCACUCAUGUUCCACAGUCUGAGUCUCUGAAGGACCGGCUGCUGAUUGUGGAGGUCUCCAAGGUGAAUGUGGACCUUCUCGUGAAGAUCAUGAAAGUGGUGGCUCCCAUUGCUGCUUUUGUCAGAUUUUUGCCGCUUGCCAACAGGAUAUGCAUUGAGAUGGCUGAACCUGGUGGAUUAACACAGGUGAUGGAGAGCAAUGUCACCAAGGACUAUUUAUCUUCUUGGAGUAAAGUCGGACGUAUUGAGUCUUUGAAGAGUCUGAAACAGCGUCUGCAAGACUCGGGUGAGAACACACUUAACCUCGAACUGGAAACAGAGAAGGCCGCAGAAUCGACCGCUGUCCCGCAGCCAAGUGAGGAAGGCCAGAAAGCAGCAGUGAAGGAAGAGGGGCCACCACAAACUUUGGUCACUACUCCUGAUGCAAACGCCGCCCCCGCCGCUUCUAGCGCUGCUCCUUCAGCAACAAGCCCAGUCAAGUCUGAGGAAAAAGACUCAAAACUUCCUCACAUCAACGAGGACGUUUUCAUGGCCAUUACAGCGGCGCUUCGUGAGCAUAGACAGGGUCGAGAAAGUAGGGCACAGAGCAAGGACAGAGAGAGCAAAAUCAGCAGCCCUAGUAGGGCACAGGAUGAAGACGCACCACACAGAAAGGUUCAAGUUGAUAAUUUAGAGAAGAAAGUUUCUUCAGAGAGCCGCCCUUUUGGUGAGCCGGAUUUCAAUGUAGACAACUUUGUCACUGUUGAUGAAAUUAACAAUGAUGCAGCAGACGCAGACCCCAAUGGUGAAAGCGACUCUUCAACUAAGUCCACAAAGAAUAAAGAAAGUCAAAGCUCAGCUGCAUCUCCUGCUUCCAAACGAACCUCAGCAGGGUCCUCCAAAGACUCCAGCAGCUCAGCCUCUCCCUCAUCCAAGCCCACGAAAUUUUCUGAGAAAAGCAGUUCAACCUCCUCACUACGAAAAAGUAAAGACUCAUUUGACUCCACCAAACCCGAAUCCUCUGUGAGUGUCAGUAAGCCUGUUUCCUUUUCUGGUGAGAAAACGCAGCUAAGCAAACCUCCAGACAAAUUGUCGCAUUCUUUGUCCUCGGGUUAUAGGACCCGUUCAUCAAAAAUGGCAUCAACCGCUGAUGCAGAGCUAACAGAGGAGAGUGCAGCAACAAAGUCUGACCUCAAAGUGUCAGCAAAGGAAAAUCAAACUAAAGUGGAAACAUCAUCAGAGACACAACCACCUGCAGAGGGAGAGGGAUUAGGGAUGAAGAGCCAAACACAAACUCUGGAGACUGAAUGUAAGGAUGACGCACACAAAGAGUCAAAGAAAAGCAAAGGAGAUGGGGGAAAAGACAAUGCAGGGAAAUAUCCACAGGAGGAGGAGGAUGAUGGUGAAAGUUACCAGAUCCUUGAUUCGAUCGACGAGCUAACAGAUGAACAGAUAGAUGAAGACUCAAACCAAGAGACUAAAACAGAGUCAUCAGGGCCUGAGCAAACCCAGAGUUUGCAUGAGGGGGAAAGUCAGGUCUUGAACAGCAUUGAUGAUAAAGGCUCAGAGGAGUCCAGUAAAACUGAAACGGAUGCUCCUCUCUAUGUGAUAGACAACGUUAGUGAAGACCAAGCCAGUACAGUCCAAGCGGACAGUCAUCUGGUCAAAGAUGAAGGUACCACAGCAAAGCAGCUGUCUGAGGAAAAGAUUCAAGAACCAGAUGCAGCUGAUAAAAAAGAAGGGUUGGAUCCAAGCAUGAACCAAACUCCAAGGUCCAGUGGAGAUGGAAAAGAAAUGAAUGAGGAGAUGCUCUCAGAAAAAUCAAGCAAAGCUUCCAAAGCAUUUUGCCAAACUCCAAAUAAUGAAGAACAAGAAAACAAAGGCAGUUCAGCAGAUGUUACUAAACAGAAAGCCUCUGAGAAGUUAGAUUCAGUCAAUGAUCACACCAGAGGAGAAGAUGACGAGAAGAAACUUAAUACUUCGAAAGCAGUCACUGAAGGAACUGAAGAAGAGGAAGAAGCUUACCAGGUAAUUGAUUCUGUGGAAGAAGAGCCACCGACCACAGAGACCGAGGCAGAGGCUGAGAACAAGGAGGAAAAAACCAAGAAAGACGUUGAAGUGGCUAAACGAGCUGAAAGACCAACAAGGAGGGGUAGACCGAGAACAAGAACAUCUAAAAGAGAGGAGAAAGAGACACAGGAGGAGAUGAUCUUUGAGGUAGUGGAUUCUGUUGAAGAUGAAUUUGUUCAAGAUGUCUCCACCACAGAGAGGCCUGGUAGAAGGAGGUCGGCCAGAGGAAACAAAGAAGAUAAAAAGACGCCAACUUCCACAGUUGCAUGUAUAAAAGCCGUCAGGGAAGAGGAAUCUACGUCUGAGAUCCUAGACUCAGUGGAGGGUAAGGCUGCCAUGAACGAACCAACCAUCACAACAAGGUCAACCAGAGGAAGAAGAGAAACUAAAGAAGACGUCUCAAAAAAAGACAAGACACCAACGAGAAGGAGGCCGACACCUGCCAGAGAUUCUCAGGAACCAAUCAAGGAGGAACCUCAGCAGACUCAAGUGAAACAGAGCACACCAACAAAGAAGAGCGAGGGGAAUGCCACCUUUACAAUAGUAGACCCAGUGCAGGAUGAAGUUAUUAAGGAUGAACGGGCCAAAACUCCGGAAAAAAGAAGAAGGGGAAGACCAAAGAAGGACACUAAAGUAACUAAAAAACAAGCUGCCAUGAAGAAUGCUGCAUCUAGUAAAGUGGCUGAUGAGGAGGAGGCCAUUUAUCAGAUUGUUGACUCGGUUGAGGAUGAGACGGCUGACAAUGAGCCUUUGAAAGACCAGAAUACAGAAGAGCCAACAGUGCCUAAAGACGAUAAAGACUCAGCAUCGCCAAAAAAUGCAGAUGAUGAGGAGGUGGUCGAUAAAGAGGAGUGUUUGGAUCACACUGCUGAGGUUAGUGAUGCUCUAUCUGCUGAAGACGAGUCUGGUACAGCAACGAAGGAAGAGAAGCCAAAAACAGAUACUAAAGAGGCCACUGGGUCCCAAAGUGAGGCUGCUGCACCAGAAGAAAAAACAAAUCUGGAGGAAGACACCCUGGAGCUGGUCACUCUGGAUGAGAUUGUUGAAAUAGAUGAGGAGGAGGGGGAAAAGGCAGAGGAAAGCACAGUGGAGCCCCGCCCACCAACACAGGAGAGCCAAUCGGUGGAGGCCGCAGACAUAGCGACUUUUGCGACAGCAGCUGAGGUAGAAGAGGAAGCAGAGAAGACAUCAGGAUCUGCUAAACGCAAACAUGAUGAAACAGAGGAGAGUUUCAAUUUUGUGAUGGUGGACGAGGUGGGAGAGACUGUGGAGAAGGAGGCGGUAAUUACCAGGACAAGAGGUCGACCCAGGAAGAGAACCAGGCAGACCCCGGUGAGAAAAUCUGCUAGAGGGAAACCAGAGAGCACAAAAGAUGAGACGGAAGAGGAGGAAACAACAGAACCACUGCUUCCAGCUUCUGUUUAUCCCACUUUAUCACAGGACCGAGACUCAUCUGCACCGCCAGGUGACGGCCAGGCGGAGAGCCAGAGGACCGAAGAGGAAGCAGAGACCCAGCCUGAUGCUGCACCUGCCUCUGCUGGACAGCAGCCAGAGUCUACGUGUCCUGAUAAGGAGACAGAGCAGGGAGAGGAGAAGGAUGGAUGGAGCACGGUUGGCAUUAAAGUUGUGGGUAAACGCAGGAGGGAGCUUGUUGGACCUGAGGCAAAGCGAUCUCGCUCUCAGUCUCCGUGUGUUGUAGCAGACUUCAGACUGCCUCAGUUCAACCCCAAUAGCCCCCUCGGUCAGGAGUUUGUGAUCCCAAAAUCAGGAUUUUUCUGUAACAUCUGCUCUGUUUUCUACCUGAAUGAGAAGACCGCCAAGGAACUCCACUGCUGCAGCCAGAAACACUACAACAACUUGCAGAAAUAUUAUGAGAAACGUCGACAAAGAGCUUCAACAACGUCAUCUCAGAUGUCUCAAGGCUCCGUUUCUGACUGAUGGACCUGAUCUACUGAUUAUUUUAACACAUCACUGUGGAGAACAAGCCAAUGUUUUUGAUCCUACUAGUUCAGAAACUAAACUAAUCACCGUGUGGUACCUUUUGUUGUAAAUGAUAUGUCUUCAUUCAUAAAUUGUUUUGUUUUUGUUUGUACAGGCUGGUGAAGAGCACAGUUUUAAAAUGUUGUUAUUAUUUUAUCUUUUAUGUGAAAAUGUUAUUGAAAAAUUAAUAAAUUUACUUAACAGGUCAUCAGGAGGUACCUGACAGGU